AUGUCCAACAGGGUAAUUGGAUGCAAGACUGCAAAGGAGAUAUGGGAUGCUUUGGAAAUCAGAUGUCAAGGAACUAAAGCCAUCAAAAAGAACAGAAGAACCAUACUUACUCAAGAGUAUGAACACUUUGAUUCCAAGGCUGGUGAAUCAUUGACAGAUAUAUAUGAUAGAUUUGUUAAACUACUGAAUGAUUUAUCUUUGGUGGAUAAAGAAUAUGACUUAGAGGACUCAAAUCUCAAAUUCCUAUUUGCUCUUCCUGAAAAGUGGGAUUUGAAGGUAACCACUAUAAGGGAUAAUCAUGAUCUUGAAGAACUAACUCUUGAUGAUAUUUAUGGAAGACUGAAAACCUAUGAACUUGAGAUGGAACAGAGGAGCAAACGUCAUGGAGGCAAAUCAAAGCCUGUUGCUCUAAAAGUUCAAGAGGAAGAUGCUAAGAACAAAGGGAAAGCACAUGUCACAAAGUCUGAUACUGAGUCAUCAAACUCUGAUAAUGACUCAAACUCUGAUAUUCCCUCAGACUCUGAGGACAAUGAUGAUGAGAUGAUGCAGCUAGCAGCAUUGAUGAUUAAAAGCUUCAAAAAGAUGGCUUACAAGAAGUUUAACAAAGGAAAGAGUUUCUCAAGAAAAGACAGAAACUCUGGUAAAACCUCUGAUAAGAGAAACUUCAGGAAGAAUGAAGGCAAAGAAGAAAAAUCUGGAAAAGCUGAUAAGUCCAAAUAUACCUGCUUUAACUGUGGUGAAAAGGAAUCAGAGGAGGAAGUUAACUAUGCCUUGAUGGCAAACACUGAUAACAGCUCUGGAGCUGUUGAAACUAAGGUACCUCAUUCCACUCUUGCCUUUGAUACUGAAGAUAUAACUGAGUUAAGACUGUUUCUUAAAACAUUGCAUGUUAGUUAUAGAGAUCAGACUUUAGAGAAUGACAGAUUAAAAUCUGAGAUCUUAGAUGUUAAGAAAAGGAAUAAUUAUCUUGAGAAAGAACUAGUUCAGAUGUUGGAAGUUCAGAAAGAAAGAGAUUAUUCUAUCUUCAUUAAAGAUGAGUUAUUAAAGAAAAAUGCUUCUCUUGAAUCAGAACUUGCUAAGGAAAGAGAGAUAAUCAAAACAUGGACUAACUCAGGAAAAAUCACUCAGAAUAUCUUCGAAAGUGGAAAAUGGAAGAGAGGUCUAGGAUACACUGAUAAAAAUGAAGCUGAGCCUGUUAAGCAAGGAUCUAUUAAAUCUGAAACUCCUAAGGUUGCAUCAGUCAGAUUUGUUGCUGAAUCAAAGACUCAUGACAAAUCCAAAACUGAUAAGCCUAAACAUGUUAAUAUAGGCUUAAUGACUCAGAAACAGCUUAAGCAUAAGCUCAAAGAGGUAAAACAAGAAUACAGGAUUAAGGAACCUAGGAAGAACAGAAAUGGAAAGGUAGGAAUAAACAAAAUCAACAACUACAUGCCUAUUCCUAAUGCUCCCAGGAAAACUUGCCAUAACUGUGGAAAUUCUAACCAUCUUGCUUCUUUUUGCAGGAAGAAUAAGGACAUAUACACUUUGUCUGCUAAAUCAGAAGUUAGAAAUAAGAAUGUUAGAUAUAGACCUGAUAAUCCUUGUUUUCAUUGUGGCAGCCUGUGGCAUUCUAUUUAUACUUGUAAAGAAUACCAAAGCUUGUAUUAUGAUUAUUAUGAAGUGAAACCCUCUUUGAAGAAAAAGAUUGAUUCUCCUGUUUCAAACUCUGAUAAAAAGUCUGUUAGCAUAAACACUGAUUUAAACUCUGAUAAAUCUUCCGCUGCCAGUGUUAACAAACUUAACAAGAACAAAGGAUCCAAACAAGGCAACAUGAAAAAUAUCCUAGUUCUGGACACUGGAUGCUCAGGACAUAUGACAGGAAAUAAAGUCCUGCAAUCAGAUUUUGUGGAGAAGGCUGGCCCAAAUGUUUCUUAUGGAGAUGGCAACAUGGGAAAAAUUUUGGGAUAUGGCAACAUCAAUCUUGGAAAUGUCAUCAUACAAUCAGUAGCUCUGGUCUCAGGACUUAAGCAUAAUCUUCUCAGCAUAAGUCAGAUUUGUGACAGAGGAUAUCAUGUCAAUUUCUUUGAGGAACACUGUGAAGUGGUUAGCAAAAGCACUGGAAAGACUGUUCUGAAGGGAUAUAGACAUGGUAACAUCUAUGAAGCCAAGCUUACUUUAAACUCUGAUAACUCUGCAAUUUGUUUACUGAGCAGAGCCAGUGUUGAAGAUAGCUGGAAUUGGCACAAGAAACUUUCUCACCUGAACUUCAAUAAUAUAAAUGAGUUAGUGAAGAAAGAUCUUGUAAGAGGACUGCCCAAAUCAGUAUUUACACCAGAUGGUCUUUGUGACUCCUGUCAGAAAGCAAAACAAAGGAAAUCAUCAUUCAAAAGUAAAACUGAGUCCUCCAUUCUUGAGCCUUAUCAUCUGCUACAUGUUGAUCUUUUUGGCCCACAAUUGGACAAAAUUUCUAAAGAUGCAGUAAAGAUCAUCAGGAGUGAUAAUGGCACUGAGUUCAAGAAUUCUAAAAUGGAAGAGUUCUGCAAAGCAAAUGGAAUCAAGCAAAAAUUCUCAGCACCUGGAACACCACAACAAAAUGGUGUUGUAGAAAGAAAGAACAGAACUCUGAUAGAAGCUGCUAGAACCAUGCUGGAAGAAGCAAAAUUGCCAACUUAUUUCUGGGCUGAGGCUGUGCAAACUGCUUGCUUCACACAAAAUGCUACACUGAUAAAUAAGCAUGGGAAAACACCAUUUGAUAUGGCUGAUGAAGGAAUCUUUGUUGGGUAUCCUCUGUCAACCAAAGCUUUCAGAGUUUACAAUCUGAGAACAAGAGUAGUCAUGGAAUCAAUUCAUGUCUCGUUUGAUGACAAGAAAAUAACAGGUAUGGACGAUUUUGAUGAACAUGAGCAACUGAGAUUUGAAGAUGAAGAUGCAUUCUCUGACUCCAUAAACUCUGAUUCUGAAAUUAUAUCAGAGUUUGUCACUUCACAUCAACAACCUCAAGCACACGUUGAGGGGGAGCAUUUUCACAAUGAACAUCUGGAUGAAAAUGAUGCAAACUCGACAAAACCCAAGAAAGUGGAGGAGGCUCUUAAGGAUGCUGACUGGGUAACAGCAAUGCAAGAAGAGCUUAAUGAAUUUGAGAGAAACAAAAUGGAUGUAAAGAGUGCUUUUCUUAAUGGGGAGCUGGAGGAAGAAGUGUAUGUUGAACAACCUCCAGGUUUUGUAGACUCUAAAUUUCCAGACUAUGCCUACAGACUUGAUAAGGCACUCUAUGGACUAAAGCAAGCACCAAGAGCAUGGUAUGAAACUCUGGCUCAAUUUCUUUUGGACAGAGAGUUCAGUUCGAGUGUGGAGUUUGUGGGUUUAGUGGGUGCUCGUACUUCAGUUCGAGUUUGUAGGGAGUUCGAGCUCGGAGUCUGUUCAAGCUCUGUUCAAGUCUAUUCAAGCUCUCUUCGAGUUGGAGGAGUUGCUUAUCAUAAACUGAUUGGAGUGGUUUUGUAUAUUGAAUUAGCUAGCUAG
Daucus carota subsp. sativus is the source of this 3498-nucleotide messenger RNA. RefSeq lists its product as uncharacterized. Gene Ontology annotation, biological process: DNA integration. The record is from RefSeq and is a predicted model, not a curated record. Gene Ontology annotation, molecular function: nucleic acid binding; zinc ion binding. The transcript is spliced from 9 exons. Lineage: Eukaryota; Viridiplantae; Streptophyta; Magnoliopsida; Apiales; Apiaceae. The coding region runs from base 1 to 3498 and encodes 1165 amino acids.